AUGGAAGUCAUUCCUAUCGUUAGUCGCCCUUCAAGAUCAAAAUCAAGAACCUCUGCAAAUUCCCGCUCAGGUAGUAGAUCUAGAAGAUCAUCUUCAAGUCGUCCAAGAUCAUUAUCUGCAUCUUCAUUAACUAAACUUGUUGUCACUCCAACUCAUCUAGAUGAACGUACUGUUCCUUCAGUUCACGCAACUUUAGAUAAUACCCUUCCAUUAGAUUUCUUUAAACAAGACAUAUUGGCAUUAAUCAAAACUUUAAGAGUUAGUAAAUGGCAUAAACGUCAAUUAACAAUUUCCAAUUUAAUCAUUAAUAGAAUAUCUGGUGCAUUAACUAAUUCAAUUUAUAAAUUAGAAUAUAUUGAUAAACAACAAAAUUUGACUUUACCUGCAUUAUUAUUAAGAGUAUAUGGAAGAAAUGUCGAUGCUUUAAUUGAUAGAGAUGCUGAAUUAGCAAAUUUAGUUAAAUUAUCUCAAAAGAAAAUUGGUCCUAGAUUAUUAGGUAUAUUUUCAAAUGGUAGAUUUGAACAAUUCUUAGAAGGAUUUGUCACUUUAAAUAAAGAAAAAAUUAGAGAUCCAGUAAUUUCUCAAAUGUUAGGAAGAAGAAUGAAAGAUUUACAUUAUCAAAUUGAAUUAGAUGAAGAAGAUUUAACUCCAUUACCUAGUUCUUGGCGAUUAAUUGAAAAAUGGAUGAAAAUGUUUGAAGAAACUUAUAUUCCAUCGUAUAAAGCAGCAGGUUUAGAUCCUAAAUCCAUUUUCUGGGUUGAAUUUGAUCAAUUUAAACAAUUGGUUGCAAAAUAUAAAUCUUGGUUGUUUAACAAAUAUGAUACUGAUGCCUUUACUGCCAAUUACAAAUUCUGUCAUAAUGAUACUCAAUAUGGUAAUUUGUUAUUACAUGAAUCCUUCAAACCAGAAGAAGUAAUCCUUGACAGUUCUACAAAUUCAUCAUCUGCAGCCACAUCUUUCGCUUCAUUGAAAGAUGUUAAUUUUAUGGCAACUUCCCACAAGAAAGAUGCAAAUUUGGCUGUUAUUGAUUUUGAAUAUUCUGGUCCAAAUUUCCCUGCACUUGAUAUCGCUAAUCAUUUCUCAGAAUGGAUGUCAGAUUACUAUCAUCCAACUAAAUCAUACUUUAUCUUCCAUGAAAAUUAUCCUACAAAACUUGAACAAUUUAAUCUUUUAAAAUCUUACAUAGAAUAUGAUUUCCAAUAUCCUUCAUCAAAUCUCAAAACUUCAAAAAGACCAGAAGACAUCAUCAACGACAAUAAAAAUGCCGUCGAUAUCAUCCAAUAUGAAAUUGAAAAGAUUUAUAAUGAAUGUGUUUUCUGGCGUACCACUGUUCAAAUCUAUUGGUGUCUCUGGGGUUUGAUCCAAAAUGGACCUCUUCCAAGUCCAACACCAAUGCAAAAGGAAGAUUCCAAAUCGGAGCCUGGUAUAGAUGGUACUUAUACCAUUACUCAAAAGCUCGAAUGUGCAAUCCUCGACGAUGAGGAUAGUGAUACUACUAUUGAUGGAGAAAGUGCCAUUACUUCAUCUGAUGAUGAAUUUGAUUAUAUAAAAUAUUCUAAUCAAAAAAUUGCUUUGGUUAUGGGUGAUUUAAUCCAAUUUGGAUUAAUGGAUAAAAAUGAAAUCGAUAAAGAGAAUUGGGAUUUAAUCAAAUACUUGGACUGUUCCUUAUUCGAUCUUUAG
Messenger RNA from Hemisphaericaspora subhashii, 1680 nucleotides. Its product is annotated as bifunctional choline kinase/ethanolamine kinase. The coding region runs from base 1 to 1680 and encodes 559 amino acids. The record is from RefSeq and is a predicted model, not a curated record. The transcript has a single exon. Gene Ontology annotation, molecular function: ethanolamine kinase activity; choline kinase activity. Gene Ontology annotation, biological process: phosphatidylcholine biosynthetic process; phosphatidylethanolamine biosynthetic process. NCBI's taxonomy places the organism in Eukaryota, Fungi, Ascomycota, Pichiomycetes, Serinales, Debaryomycetaceae. Gene Ontology annotation, cellular component: cytoplasm.